Molecule: messenger RNA, 4107 nt
Organism: Balaenoptera musculus (blue whale)
Lineage: Eukaryota; Metazoa; Chordata; Mammalia; Artiodactyla; Balaenopteridae
Gene: RIMS3
Product: regulating synaptic membrane exocytosis 3
Exons: 9
Coding region: 664-1590 (308 amino acids)
Biological process (GO): positive regulation of synaptic transmission; calcium ion-regulated exocytosis of neurotransmitter; regulation of membrane potential
Cellular component (GO): presynaptic membrane; cytoskeleton of presynaptic active zone
Molecular function (GO): transmembrane transporter binding; small GTPase binding
Source: RefSeq, a predicted model, not a curated record
UGGGCUUUGCACCCGGCGGUGGCUGAGAACCGUGGCGGCUGCGGAGCAGGCAGCGCAGGCGGGCGGAGCAGAGCUGCCCGGCCCGGUUGCGGGCGAUGCCCCCGUGAGCCUCUCCCGCCGCCCCUCCCCGCCCCGCGCCCCUGCCCCUCGGAGGCCGCAGCGCGCCUGGGACCGGGCCGCGCCUUCUGCCGGGUCCGCGGGGCGGGGUCCCGGAGCACCUGCCCCGCCUUGCGGAGUCGCCUCGGCCAGCGGAGACCCCUCCCUGUCUGGACCCCGGCCCCACCUCCGGACUCUUAUUACAUCACCUCCUCCUGGAAGCUACCCUGAUUGUCUUCACCUCCUUUCUUGAAAACUGGUGUCUCAGAAGUUAACAGAAGGCUUGUGUAAAUGCCCUAGGUGUGUGCUGUUGGGAGGGGCACAGCCCCCUGUGAUGGGAACACCACAUUCAGAUUCAUCAGUUUGCAGGAGGACCCCUUCCACAGUCUGCCCAGGCUGGAGCCAGUUUUGUUCUGCCUGUUCUCAUUUUUGGCUGUGAAAACAACAGUCACGCUUACUGAAUAUUUACUCCGUGCCUGAUACCGUUCCAGGCACUUUCACCUGCGCUAAUUUAAUCCUUACAACAGUCCUACGAGGGUUGCCUGAGGCCCUGCCGCCCCGUGGAUCAUGUUUAACGGGGAGCCAGGUCCGGCCUCAGCUGCGGCCUCCAGGAACGUGGUGCGGAGCUCCAGCAUCAGCGGCGAAAUCUGCGGAUCCCAGCAGGCUGGGGACGGGACCGGGACCACCACCGCCAAGAAGCGGCGCAGCAGCCUCGGGGCCAAGAUGGUGGCCAUCGUGGGCCUGACCCAGUGGAGCAGGAGCACCCUCCAGCUCCCCCAGGCUGAGGGGGCCACCAAGAAACUGCGCAGCAACAUCCGGCGGAGCACGGAGACGGGUGUUGCCGUGGAGAUGCGGAGUCGGGUCCCUCGCCAGGGCAGCCGGGAGUCCACGGACGGGAGCACCAACAGCAAUAGCUCCGAUGGCACGUUCAUCUUCCCCACCACCCGGCUUGGAGGUGAAAGCCAGUUCAGUGAUUUCCUGGAUGGCCUGGGACCAGCCCAGAUUGUCGGGCGACAGACGCUGGCAACGCCACCAAUGGGGGAUGUGCACAUUGCCAUCACGGACCGGAGCGGCCAGCUGGAGGUGGAAGUGAUUGAGGCUCGGGGCCUGACCCCCAAACCAGGCUCCAAAUCCCUCCCAGCCACCUAUAUCAAGGUUUACCUGCUUGAGAACGGGGCCUGCUUGGCCAAGAAGAAGACAAAGGUGGCCAAGAAGACCUGUGAUCCCCUGUACCAGCAGGCUCUGCUCUUUGACGAGGGGCCCCAGGGCAAGGUGCUGCAGGUGAUCGUCUGGGGAGACUAUGGCCGCAUGGACCACAAGUGCUUCAUGGGCAUGGCCCAGAUCAUGCUGGACGAGCUGGACCUGAGUGCCGCGGUCACCGGCUGGUACAAACUCUUCCCCACGUCCUCAGUGGCAGACUCUACGCUCGGCUCCCUCACCAGGCGCCUGUCCCAGUCCUCCCUGGAGAGUGCCACCAGCCCCUCAUGCUCCUAAGGACCUCAGGAAGAGGCCUGGAUGCAGUGUGGGAAGGGGUGCUGCCACCCCCCGUCUCCUCCCCUGUACAUAGUCUUCACGUCUUUCUGGACCCCUUGCCUUGCUGCAUGCCUGUUGGCUACUGGGCCUGUCCCAGCUGGCAGUGGAGACUCUAGUAUGUGUGCGUGUGUGUUUGUGUGUGUGUCUGUGUGUGACCAUGUUAGAUCUGUUCAUUUGUCUGGGUGUAUUUGGUCUUAGUGACUAUAUGGGCUGAAAUCCAUGUCUCUCUGUGUCUCGUUGUAAAGAAACCCAAAGGAGAGUUGCGUGAACAGGACUCCCCUUGAGUCCAGGGGUGGAAGUGGGAGACGCAGCCAUUGGUCCAUCCCACCUGGUCCUAGGCUCAGGGCAGAGCCUGCGUGUCCCCACCUGUGCCUGUUCUUGGUGGUCCCUGCUUAGUUUUCUGUCUUGUUCUUUGUUCCACCUCUGCCUCUCCCAGCGCCUCUGCUCUUUUUUGAGGAAUGUAGCGUCCACUGCAGCUGGCCACACCGAGGCCCCUCUGGGAACCCUGACACCCCUCCUCUUCACUGAGCACUCCGGCUGCUCUUCCCACCGAAUGCAUCCACAGCAUGUAGCAUCUCACCUAGCGCCCUGGCCAGGGCUCUGGGGGGCAGACGAUGCUGGGAAGCUGAGGGCUUAAAGACCGCUUUCUCCCUCGGGCUGGCGCCACCUUCUUCCUACAAGUGAGAUUCAAGGAGGUGUCAGUUCCCAGGGUUGCAGGCCAGGUACCGUGGAGGAAAGUGCUGGUACCUCCCUUAGAGUUGUUCACCUCCUGUUUCCCUCCAAGCCUCCUCACCUGCGACAUGCCAAAGGAGCUCUCCCAGUGGACCCCAGGUGGUGUGGAGUGGACGGUCUUGACAUGCAAGAGGUUGGCCUCAUAGGGAUGUUACCUGCCAAAGUGGGCAGCCCCUGGCGGCACCUGUGUCCAUCCCAGGCCCUGAGGGUGGCCCUGUGCCCCUCUGGGCUCGUCCUGGAGGGGCCUGGCUUGUUGAGGAUGUGCCCAGGGCAGGGCUGCUGGCAGGAAUGAGGAGGGCUGGGGCUGACUUGCUCUGAGAAUCCUGUCCAACCUUUGGGGAUUAGCUGCAUGAAGUUGAUUAUUGGGGGCUCGAUUUUAUUUUUUUGUUUUUUGUUUUUUUGCUCUUUUCCAGACCAGAGUCCAUGUCUGGGAGCUCAGAUUCACUGAGGCUUCAGCCUCCUGGCUCCACGGACAGCUUGGCUGUAGACUCUAGACCAUCACAGUCACCAGCUCUGUAUAAGCAAUACUCACCCCUCUCGGCCUCCCUGCCCCCUGCCCUCUGCCGCUGCCCUCUGGAGGGUAGCCUGGCCUGCUGUAGACACCGCGCCUGCCUCUGCUUUCUUUCCACCCUUGUCUGGUUGGAGCUUCCCAAAGCCACUCAAACCCUGACCUGAUUGGACAGCUGGGCCCUGGGGGUGGGCAUCAGGGCCUGGACUGGACCUUGUGAGAUGUCUGCUGGGAAUCCUGAAGUCUGGCUCAGGAGUGCCCAAAUCUGUCCCUCUCCUUCCUCAGGUCUAGCAUGAAAGGCAAGAGGUUGCCCAGGAGGUAGACACAGCAGCCCUUGGGUUCAUGUCUGGUGGGGUGGAAAGAGGCAGCAGGAGGGGUCAAGGUCUGGGACAGGCUCACGCUCUGCCUCUUCCCCAGAUAUCACCCCUGAGAGCUGCACUGACUCUAACCCGCAUAUGUGGGGAUCCGUGGAGAGGUGCUUGGACUCCAUCCAUAAGCGAAGCCAGGCGGGCCUGGAGGUGGAUUCCGAGGCAGGCAGGUGGAGACAGAGGCUGAGACAGAGCCAUCCCCACCGGGGGGUCCUUUCUGGCAGGACCCACGUUAGGCUGAAGCCAGGGCCUGGCCACCUCCCUCCCGUGAAAACCAGGGGGAGGAGCCAGGUCCCCACUGGUCCUGCCCACAGACAAAAAGUGGGUGAGGGCAGUAAGGACAAGAUAAGCUCCUGGGCUCCUGGCUCCUGCUGGAGACUCCAUUCCUGUAUUAUCAUGGCGGGAACCCUUGUGGGUGUGGAGAGAGAGACAGCUAGGCUGAGUUUUCUCUUGCUGCAGAGAUUCUCUCCUAGGGUCAGACUGGGUAACGCAUGCAUUUCUCGUGUUUCUAAAAUAAGGCAAAGGGCUCUGCGCUCUUAGAUCCCAGGGCGGGGAGUGGGGGUGGGAACUCGCUUGCACAAGCGUCUUUCUGUGUCCUGUGGGUGAUGCAGAGCAGCCACGCUCAGAAUGGCUGAAAAUCCUUGACGCCUUUGGGGUGCUGGGAUGAUUAGUGACCCAUAGGAUAGCAUAGACAUUUGCUGAUGUGGCACCGAGCUGUGAUAUGCAGACCACGCGGUUACCCCCAGGGAAUGGGGGUAUCAGCGAGGGGUGUCACCCUCAUUCCUCUAGAGGCCCAGGAAGACAGAAGGAGCUACCAGCAGAGGCUGCUGCUGGGGAGCUGAAGGCUGCUGGCCCCUUGCCUCUGCGGAA